AUGAAGCCUAGCGACCCGAAAUUUCGACACCCAUAUGACCCCUACGACAUCCAAUUAGGGUUUAUGAGUAGUCUCUAUGAUUGUAUCCAGAAUGGCCAAGUCGGCAUAUUUGAGUCCCCGACGGGCACAGGGAAAUCUCUCAGCUUGAUCUGUGGCUCCCUGACGUGGCUGCGGGACCACAAGCGACGUACGCUUGAGGGCGAGAUCGAGGGUGAUGCUACUGACCCAGACGACUGGCUCGCGCAAGCCGAGAAGCAGAACCGUCGCAAAACGCUCCUACGUGAGCGAGAGGAGCUCGAAGCUAAGCUUGCGAAGGUUAGAUGGGAAGAGGCAAGGCGCAAAGACCUCCAGGCCAAUGGUAGACCACCGAAGCGCCCCCGACGUAACAAGGAAGGGCCAGAUGCUGAAGAUGAGGAGCACUUCAUGCUCGAAGAUUACGAAUCCGACACAGAUAAUCACAAAGGCACUCCCAUCGACGACGGGCUGUCAGCGUCGACGCGAGUCCUACUGGAAAAGCUGCGUGGCCCAAAGCUGGUGGAGGAGGAAGUAGCGCAAGCGGAUGAGCUGAAGGUGAUCUUCUCUUCACGCACUCACUCGCAGCUGACACAGUUCGUGCACGAGCUUCGCCGGGUCAAGCCACCGCCAGGUAUGCCAAUUGAGGAAACAGAGGUGCAGGAUGUGCAGCAGAGUGAAGCCGUGAAACAUCUAGCACUCGGCUCCAGGAAGAACCUUUGCAUUAACGAGAAGGUAAGUCGCCUAGCAUCUACUACCGCAGUCAACGAGCGGUGUCUCGAUCUGCAAAAACCUGGCAUAGCAAAGGACAAGAAGUGCCCGUAUCUACCAACUAAGGACGACCGGGAAGUACUGGAUGCGUUUCGGACUCGAUCAAUUGCACAGGUGCGCGACAUCGAAGACAUAGCAAAAUUGGGUCGUGAGAUGGAAAUCUGUCCGUACUAUGCUUCUCGGCCAGCCAUCGCUCCAAGCGAGGUUCUGACUCUACCCUACCCUCUGCUGCUACAAAAGUCAGCCCGGGAGGCUCUCGGCGUCUCCGUCAAGGACAACGUCGUAGUGAUUGACGAAGCACACAAUCUUAUGGACGCCAUUGCUGAUACCUUCUCCAUAACACUUCGACUGACGCAAAUCCAAAUCGCUACACAGCAGGUGACAGGUUACGUUCAGCGCUUCAAGAACAAGCUGAAAGGCAAGAACAGAGUAUAUGUCACACAAGUGAUCAGGCUGCUAAACUCGAUAACUGACUGCCUGGGAAGAAUUGGGGAGAACCUGCAAAGGCAAGACGUCAUUGUCACUGCCAGCCAGCUCAUGUCGGGAAAGGGGGUUGACCAGAUUAAGCCCCACAAGUUGUUGCAGUACUUACAAGAGAGUAAGCUUGCGUACAAGGUCGAGGGCUACACUGAGCUUAAGGACAAGGAUAACAAGGGCGGCCAGCACAAGGGUCUUCUGAUGCACUUCCAAAGCUUUUUGGCUGCUCUCAUGAACCCUGACGCUGAAGGCCGCUUCUUCGCUAGUCGGCAAGAUGGAAACGUGGUUGUUCGAUAUACAUUGCUCGAUCCGAAGGAGCACUUUCGAGAGAUUGUUCAGGAGGCCAGGGCAGUCAUUCUCGCAGGUGGGACAAUGUCGCCAAUGUCAGAUUACGCCGACCACCUGUUCUCGUAUUUGCCUCCGGAAACCCUCAAAACCUUUACCUUCGGUCACGUCAUACCCGAGGAGAACAUGUUCGCGCGAUCGGUCGCACAUGGUCCCUCUGGUCUCGAAUUUGAUUUCACAUUCGAGAAGAGAGGGCUGGAGACAAUGAUUUUAGAGCUUGGGAAACUGCUGCUUCGAGUGGUCAGCUCCGUUCCUGGCGGUGUCGUAGUCUUCUUCCCAAGCUACGAAUACCUUGCUCGGGUGGUGAAGAUCUGGAAGAUGCCAGUCAACACGGAGCCCCUGUUGCAGGCUCUCGGGAAAAAGAAGCAGGUCUUUGAAGAAGCCAAAGGCGUGUCAGUCGACGACCUGCUCAGGGACUAUGCCCAAGCUAUCGACAACGGCACGGGCGGCCUCCUCCUUUCCGUGGUUGGCGGCAAGCUCUCCGAAGGCAUCAACUUUUCAGAUAGCCUUGGGAGAGCUGUCGUCUGUGUUGGCCUGCCGUUUCCCAAUGCCAACAGCGGCGAAUGGAAGGCCAAAAUUGACCACAUCGAGUCGGCGAAGAUGUCACAAUGCAAAGAGCAAGGUUACCCAGAAAAUGAAGCGAGGCUCAGAGCCAAGGCGGCGGGCAGAGAUUUCUAUGAGAACGCUUGUAUGAGAGCUGUCAAUCAAAGUAUUGGCAGGGCCAUCAGGCAUCGCAACGACUAUGCUGCGAUUCUUUUGGUGGACAGACGUUUCGCAACGGAGCGGAUUAGAAGCAAGCUCCCUGGGUGGAUAAGGGAAAGCAUGAUCGUCAAUCAAAGGCCCGGCUGGGAGGCGACCGAAGUUGGUCUACAUGCCUUCUUCCGUAAUAAAUGA
Messenger RNA from Cyphellophora europaea CBS 101466, 2499 nucleotides. RefSeq lists its product as uncharacterized. The transcript has a single exon. Lineage: Eukaryota; Fungi; Ascomycota; Eurotiomycetes; Chaetothyriales; Cyphellophoraceae. The record is from RefSeq and is a predicted model, not a curated record. Gene Ontology annotation, cellular component: nucleus. Bases 1 to 2499 code for a protein of 832 amino acids. Gene Ontology annotation, molecular function: DNA binding; DNA helicase activity; ATP binding. Gene Ontology annotation, biological process: establishment of sister chromatid cohesion; nucleobase-containing compound metabolic process.